Protobothrops mucrosquamatus (brown spotted pit viper) is the source of this 2398-nucleotide messenger RNA. It is a transcript of the gene ELK3, whose product is annotated as ETS transcription factor ELK3. Gene Ontology annotation, molecular function: DNA-binding transcription factor activity, RNA polymerase II-specific; sequence-specific DNA binding. Gene Ontology annotation, biological process: cell differentiation; regulation of transcription by RNA polymerase II. The transcript has 6 exons. Bases 400 to 1623 code for a protein of 407 amino acids. Lineage: Eukaryota; Metazoa; Chordata; Lepidosauria; Squamata; Viperidae. The record is from RefSeq and is a predicted model, not a curated record. Gene Ontology annotation, cellular component: nucleus.
AAGGGAGAAAGAAACAAGGGGGAAAAUCAGGGUCUCAUUACAAGAGCAACAGAGCGUUUUAGAGGACUGUCAGCAUGGAAAACCGGGGGAUUCUACGCAGCUCCCUUUAAAAACGGCGAGAAGAGGCUGGAGAGAAGCCCACCAGACCUGGCGCUGGGGCACUACUGUAUCCUGUUUGUUCUUCAGGGAUCUAAUGUCCUGUCUCCUGUUCCACAGUGUUGACUUUUCUACUUCUGAAGAAUCAGAGGUUAUUUAUUCUGUGAGGGCCUCAAAGUUAUGCAGCAUAUCUUCUAUGACACUUGUUUUUGGUAGUGAUUCUCAUCCACUGGGCUUGUUCCUUUGUUUAUCUUCCUUAUGGAAAAUUGUUUCUGUUGAAGCAUCUUCUUUGUUUCAUCUGGCAUGGAGAGUGCAAUCACACUGUGGCAAUUCCUGUUGCAGUUGCUUCUUGAUCAGAAACAUGAACACCUGAUUUGUUGGACAUCCAAUGAUGGUGAAUUUAAGUUACUUAAGGCAGAAGAAGUGGCUAAGCUGUGGGGACUCAGAAAAAAUAAAACUAACAUGAAUUAUGAUAAACUGAGCAGAGCUCUGAGAUACUAUUAUGACAAGAACAUUAUCAAGAAGGUGAUUGGUCAGAAGUUUGUGUACAAGUUUGUUUCUUUCCCGGAAAUCUUAAAGAUGGAUCCUCACGCUGUGGAAAUCAGCAGGGAAAGCCUUUUGCUGCAGGACAGCGACUGCAAGAUACCUCUGGAGAGCAGAGAACAGCAUAAGCAUGGCCUCCCAGUCUUGAAAGGCACAAGCCGCAACGAAUACAUUCAUUCAGGGCUGUACUCGUCUUUCACCAUCAAUUCCUUACAAAAUCAGCCAGAAACUCUCAAGCAAAUUAAAACCGAAAAGAUGGAAGAAAAAUUGGAAGAAGCCACACCUCUGGAAGAAGUCCGGACUGUUAUUAGAUUUGUGACAAACAAAACAGACAAACAAGUCAUGAGGCCUGUUGUGUCAUUGCCAUCUACAUCUGAAGCAGCAAAUGCUUCUACAUUUUUAGCAUCCUCUGUCUCUGCAAAAAUAUCAUCCUUAAUGUUACCCAACAUAACAAGCGUAUCUUCAGCUUCAUCAACUUCCUCUCGAUCACCAUCUCUGUCACCUAACUCACCCCUUUCUUCAGAACACAGAAAUAUCUAUUUGGAGUCUACUUGCCAGGAUUCAGAUUCUCUUGAGCCACUGAAUCUUUCUUCAGGAUCCAAAAUAAAAUCUCCUUCUCUUCCUCCAAAGGCUAAGAAACCCAAAGGCUUAGAAAUCUCCGCACCUCCAAUGGUUCUUUCAAGUACUGAUCUCGGCUCUAUUGCCCUCAAUAGCCCCGCGCUUCCCUCAGGAUCCUUGACUCCUGCUUUCUUCACUGCACAGACUCCAAAUGGAUUACUGUUGACCCCAAGUCCACUGCUUUCUAGCAUUCACUUUUGGAGCAGCCUCAGUCCUAUUGCUCCAUUGAGUCCUGCCAGACUGCAGGGACCAAAUACCUUGUUCCAGUUUCCAACUCUGCUAAAUGGUCACAUCCCAAUGCAAAUUCCCAGCUUGGAUGGGGCCUCUUCUCCAGUUCUCCUUUCUCCAAAUGCUCAUAAAUCCUGAUGUCUCAGCAAACUGGGGACUCACUAAUAAACUGGAUUUGACACAGCCAUUCUGAUGGGUUUCAUUUUUCUGGUAACGCCAGGAGGACAUGAUGAAACUCUUUUACUAUGGUUUGCACUUUCCAUUACACAGAUGACCUACUUGUAUGGUGUUUAUUUAGCAUUUUUAUACAGCGAGGGGGUUUUUUUGUAUAAGAAAUCUUUUGUGCAUUAAAACAACUUAUAAUUUUUAUAUUCUGCUCUCCAAGUGUUGAACACUGUUAAUGAAGUUAUCUUUCUUAAUACAUUUCUAAACAAUAUGUAAAGGAUGUGAAAUGUUUUACUUCUGUACUUACGCGUAUUAUGCAUCAUGCUUGUAUAAACUAUAACCGGCUGUGCCUUCUUUUGCAUAAUGUUAUAUAAAUGAUUUAUAUAUUUUCCAAUAUUAAGAUAAACGUUGGAAAGAACCAAGUAUUGAACACUUUUCUCCCCAUCCUAGUAUUUCAGUAUUCCCCUUAUGGUCAGCCAUGUGGUGCAGUAUAUUCAUGUAAUUUUGAAUUAAGCGCUUUCCAAAUAUAUAAAGAAUAUUUUUGUUUACUUCCUGAACUGAGAGGCCAUAAUAUUUUGGCCAGUGUGUUAAGAAUAUAACACUAUUUAGACAUUAGUGCUUGAAUUCUUCUGAAAUAGGAACAUGGUCUUAAAAUACUUGCAAUGUAUUUUAGGGGCAUUUUUUAAAUUGGAAGAAAUAACCUUAUUCAGUGCCACUAUCUUUGUGUAUAAAGCUGAUUGUUAAAAGA